CUUCAGCGAGGCGUCAGUCUACCAGCGGGCUUGCUAACUCACCGUGCUCCAUACGCCAGGAAACAUGAAGGGAAAAGUACUCAGUGUGCUGGGACCCGUAGAACCAUCGCAGCUGGGCAAGGUGCUGACCCACGAACAUCUCUCGAACACUCUUGACGACCGAGUGUUCCUCAGUGGCCCGUCCGAGCUACAUCAUGCCGAAAUGAGCAGCUGUACUGUGGCAUUGGAAAACCUGUGGUGGAUACGUCAAUUCCCGUACAGCCAUAUAGAGAACCUGCUAUUUCAUGGUGCCGACGUGGACCAAGCCAUUCUGGAAGAGAUGCGCUUCUUGCGGUCUAAUGGUGGAGGCGCAUUGGUCGAAAAUACCUGCCGCGGAAUGGGGCGCAACAUUCCCCUCAUGCGCCGCGUGGCGCACGAAACAGGCCUUCACGUAAUCGCUGGUACAGGCUACUACGUGUGGGCCAACUAUGGAAGCUCCGUGCUCAGCAAAAACAUGGAACAAGUUGAGCGGGAAUUCAUCGUUGACAUCACCGAGGGAGUAGACGGUACUGACUCUCAGUGCGGCGUUCUCGGGGAGCUUGGAUGCAGCUGGCCUCUGCAUGAGUUCGAAGUGCGUGUGCUACGUGCGGCUGCAUUAGUGCAACAGUCCACCGGCUGUCCAGUCAUCAUCCAUCCUGGCCGGAGUCCAGAAGCGCCCGGCGAGAUAGCCAGGAUUUUUGCCGAGGCUGGCGGAAAGCUACGCCACACUGUUAUGUCACACUUAGAAAGGACAUUCUUGGAUGCGGAUUCACUCGUUGAAUUUGCGCAGUCGUAUGGAAGCUACUGUGAGCAUGAUUUGUUCGGCUUGGAAACGUCGCACUACCAACCUGCACCGUCCUUCAGCAUGCCCAGCGAUGCCCAGAGGCUGGACCAGCUAAAACAACUCGUGGAUGAAGGCCUCACUGACCGCAUUGUGAUCAGCCAUGACAUCCACACACGGCACCGGCUAAUGAAAUAUGGUGGCCAUGGCUACUCACACAUCUUCCUCAACGUCAUUCCGGCGAUGCUUCGACGAGGGUUCUCACACGACCCUGUCCGUGUCAUCACUGAAACCAACCCCCAAACCUGGCUCACCUAUUGGUGACCUUAUUAUCUGUGCAAGUGGCAAUGCGGGUGUUUCUUUUCUUAAAUAGGGAAAAAAAUAAACAUUGUUGUUAUAA
Messenger RNA from Rhipicephalus microplus (southern cattle tick), 1199 nucleotides. Its product is annotated as N-acetyltaurine hydrolase. Gene Ontology annotation, biological process: catabolic process. NCBI's taxonomy places the organism in Eukaryota, Metazoa, Arthropoda, Arachnida, Ixodida, Ixodidae. The record is from RefSeq and is a predicted model, not a curated record. Gene Ontology annotation, molecular function: zinc ion binding.